Anastrepha obliqua is the source of this 2605-nucleotide messenger RNA. RefSeq names its product dipeptidyl peptidase 3 (gene DppIII). Gene Ontology annotation, biological process: proteolysis. The record is from RefSeq and is a predicted model, not a curated record. Gene Ontology annotation, molecular function: dipeptidyl-peptidase activity; metalloexopeptidase activity. Gene Ontology annotation, cellular component: cytoplasm. The transcript is spliced from 8 exons. Bases 181 to 2553 code for a protein of 790 amino acids. Lineage: Eukaryota; Metazoa; Arthropoda; Insecta; Diptera; Tephritidae.
CUUGCUAGUCACCACAUUCGUCUUUUUAUCAUUUAAUUGAAUAUUUGUGGAAGUGAAUGAAAAAGUGAAAUUAGAAGACAAAGUCAUAGUAAGAAAUUUAAGGAAUUAUUAUAAAGUUCAUGCUCUCUUCAGAAAAGAAAGAGUAUAAAUUUCAGAAAAUUGAGAUUACUAGACAUAGAUAUGUUUAGUUUUAGAAGAAUUUUACUGACUCACAAGAAACUUCGUUUGAUCUGUACACAGCUACCCGCUUUUAAAAUAAACUGGGAAUAUGUGGGAAAUUCGGGGAACGUUCGAAAUUUUAGUAAUUUACUAUUGAGAAGAAAAUUUACCCUUAGUACAAAUAAAUCUAAUUUAAGUUUCACCAAUUCAGUUAUUCGUAAUAUGUCUUCCGCCAACACUGCCCAUUUUGUUUUGCCCAAUACGCAGCCGAUUGCAGAUUUGGAGUGCAAAAAUGCCUUUUCGGGUCUAACUGACAAGGAAAAACUCUACGCGCACUACUUCAGUAAAGCGUCGUGGACCGGUGGCCUCAUCGCGCUGAUACAAUCUAGUCCGGAGGCGCCAUUGAUAUUCUCAGUCCUACAUCGUAUUUUCGUUGCUGAGCCAUUGGAGGAGCUGAAAACGAAAGCUUUGGCUAAUGGCAUAACCGAAGAUGAAUUUACGGCAUUCUUGGUUUACGCUUGUGGUGUAUUUGCGAAUGCUGGUAACUAUAAAGGUAUGGGUGAUAGCAAAAUCAUUCCGAAUUUGGAUGAGAAGAAAUUCGAAGAAAUUGUUAAGGUGUCCUCAGCAUAUUCGAAUGAUAAGAAUGUACCUGCUGCCUAUAAGAAAGUCGCUCCACUCAUAUAUGCAUUGAAACCGCGCAAUGAAAUUUUGGGUUUUGCUCCAAAUGGUAUAACCACAUAUUGGUCAGACAACUGUACAAAGGAAGAUGCUGAUAUUGUCAAUGAAUGGUUGACCUCGAAGCGUAUUGAACCCUAUAUGUGUCGUACAUUAAAGGUGGUGGAAAACGGUGAAACCAUUUAUGAUAUCAAGCUGGGAUCGGUAGAGACUUCCGAUAAGGAUGGUAUUACUUUACCAUUAGAAAGUUAUAAAGGCAAUAAUUUUCGUGUGACACGUGGUGACUAUCAAAAGUUACUGCAGGGUGUUAAUAAAAAUUUAGAGGAAGCAAAAAAGUAUGCGGCAAAUGAGAAUGAACAGAAAAUGAUUGAGCAUUAUAUUAAAUCAUUCCAAGAGGGUUCACUGGCUGACCAUAAGGAUGGUUCAAGGUGGUGGAUUAAAGAUAAGGGACCAGUUAUCGAAACUUAUAUUGGAUUCAUUGAAACGUAUCGCGAUCCAGCAGGUGGACGUGCUGAAUUCGAGGGCUUUGUUGCAAUGGUGAAUAAAGAAAGUUCUGCCAAAUUCGCCGAAUUGGUAAAUCGUGCCGAGAAGCUAUUAGAAUAUUUGCCUUGGACGGAGGCUUAUGAAAAAGACACUUAUUUGAAACCGGAUUUUACAUCGCUAGAUGUGCUGACUUUUGCUGGCAGUGGAGUCCCGGCUGGAAUCAACAUUCCGAAUUAUGAUGAGAUUCGACAGGAUGAAGGCUUUAAGAAUGUUUCGCUCGGCAAUGUGCUGGCGAAUAUUAACCGCAAAGAUCCGAUUCCAUUCCUCUCUGAAGAGGAUCAAGAGUUGAUGAAGGAAUACAAAGUAAAAUCUUUCGAGGUGCAAGUGGGUCUGCACGAGCUGCUCGGCCAUGGUAGUGGCAAACUUUUUCGCAUAGAUGAAAAUGGAAAAUUCAAUUUUGAUAAAAAUAAGACGAAAAAUCUUAUUACUGAGGGGCCAAUAGAAUCGUGGUACUUACCAGGUGAAACUUAUGACACGAAAUUCGGCGCCAUCGGCUCUUCCUAUGAGGAAUGCCGCGCUGAAGCUGUCGGUUUGUAUCUAUCGUUGAAAGAAGACAUUUUGGAAAUUUUCGGUUUCAAGGACCCUAUUGAACAAGAGAAAAUUAUAUAUAUCAACUGGUUAAGUUUAAUUUGGAAUGGCAUGGGAGUUGCUUUGGAAAUGUACAAUCCCCAAUCUAAACAAUGGAUGCAGGCCCAUUCACGUGCUCGCUUUGUCAUCAUGAAGGUGCUUUUAGAAGCGGGUGAAGGUUUUGUCACCGUCGAGGAGACAGAGGAGGGCAAAAAUUUACGUCUCACUGUUGAUCGCACAAAAAUACAGACUGUUGGCAGGAAGGCUAUCGAAGAAUUUUUGAGAAAACUGCAAGUUUACAAAUCAACUGCUGAUAUUGCAGCGGCAACUAAAAUGUAUGAACACUAUUCCGAGGUUAGUGAAGGUGGGUCACAUCCAUGGGCUAAGUGGCGUGACAUUUGUCUUGCGCAUAAGAAGCCACGCAUAAUCUUGGUACAGAGCAAUACCCAUGUGGAGAGUGAAAAGGUGAAUUUGAAAACGUAUGAAGCCACACACGAAGGCUACAUCAAGUCGUGGGUGGAUCGCUUCCCGGACACAGAAAUCGAUGAUAUUUUAGAAGAAAUUGUAGAAGAUGACAAGAAAUACUUUCAAAGUGCCUUUGGAAAUUGAACUAACUCUUAAUUAAAAUAAAUAUUUAAGUAUAUUUGUCAAACAAUGAAAA